AUGGAAGAUCUGACUAUUUCAGACGAAAACUUGACUAGUAUCAAAGAGAAAGUCGUCUUGAUCACCGGCGGGGCUUCUGGGAUUGGAAGAGCGACUGCUCAACUCUGUCUUUACCUGGGCGCAUACGUUGUAAUUGGCGAUUUGAAUUCUCCAAGGAUUCCAUUUGAAAAUUCCAACAACCUGAAGUUUGUGCAAACCGAUGUCGCAGAUUGGGAGAGUCUCCGGAACCUAUUCAUCGAGACAGAAAAGUGGUUCGGUCGUAUAGACCAUGUAUUCGCCGGUGCAGGACUUAGCAUGACUCCUGAUUUCAUGGAAAUUAAACUCGAUGAAAAUGGCCUCCUGUCACCACCAAACACCGAAACAGUUGACGUCAACCUGACCGGUUCCCUCUAUACCGCUCAUCUCGCGAUCGCCUAUAUGACCCAGCUUGCUAGAAACAAGACAACCGGCACUGGGAGUAUUGUGCUUAUUGCUUCUAGCGCUGGGUUCUAUAACUUCCCAGCCACAGACUAUGCAUUAUCAAAACACGGUGUGGUGGGUCUAACUCGCGGUCUUUCCGGUAAAAUGAAGGGCAGAGUCCGUGUCAACUGUGUUGCUCCUUCAUGGACGGAUACGGAAUUCCUUGCUGGUUUUGUCGAUUUGCUUAGAAAGGUUGGUAGUCCUCUCCAACCUCCUGAGGUGGUUGCUCGGAGCGUUGCUUUGCUAUUCGCGGACCAAGAGCGUACUGGGGACAUCAUAUACAGCGUGGGAGGGAGGUACAAAGAAAUCAAUAAUCAGAAGGGGGGACUCUUGCAAAAUGCCAGGGAGAUUCUGUGUAUUCCAGAGAAAGCAGAAGGUUUUAUGGAGAAGCUUGUAGAGUUUCAGAUAAAACAUCUCGAGCAAAAAUCAGCAUGA
Penicillium malachiteum is the source of this 894-nucleotide messenger RNA. RefSeq lists its product as uncharacterized. NCBI's taxonomy places the organism in Eukaryota, Fungi, Ascomycota, Eurotiomycetes, Eurotiales, Aspergillaceae. The transcript is spliced from 2 exons. The coding region runs from base 1 to 894 and encodes 297 amino acids. The record is from RefSeq and is a predicted model, not a curated record.